UCCGCAGUGCCUCAGCCGAGCAGCCAACCGGGGAGCAGAAUGUCAAGACAGCAGCAGCACCGGACGCCGUUAAAACUCACCGACAGCGUGGUGGAGGUCAAGAGCAAAUUCGAGGCAGAAUACCGUCGCUUCGCUCUAAAAAGGAACGGUCCAGGUGGCUUCCAGGAGUUCUACCGCCUCCUACAAACCAUCCAUCGCAUCCCUGGCGUUGACGUGCUGCUGGGAUACGCCGACGUCCACGGGGACCUCCUUCCGAUCAACAAUGACGACAAUUUCCACAAAGCUGUCUCAGCAGCCAAUCCGCUGCUCCGCAUUAUUAUAACCAAGAGAGAGGAUGAACCUGUAGUUUUUGCCACCAAUUCCCUCCAGAGGCGAAAAAAGGGGCUGGGCUUAACCGGUCUGCGCACCACUGGCUCGGGGUCCACCCACUCAAAGAACAGACCGGGCCUUCUGAUUGGCCUGCCACAGAACUUCAGACAGAUCUCGUCCAUCAUCGAUGUGGACAUCUUACCCGAGACACACCGACGCGUACGACUCCACAAGCACGGUACCCACAAACCACUGGGCUUCUACAUCCGCGAUGGAGUGAGCGUGCGGGUAACACCGCAGGGCGUAGAGAAGGUCCCAGGGGUUUUCAUAUCUCGUCUGGUACGUGGCGGGCUAGCAGAAAGCACAGGGCUGCUGGGAGUUAAUGACGAGAUCCUUGAAGUCAACGGUAUCGAUGUAGCAGGAAAAUCUUUGGAUCAGGUUACAGACAUGAUGGUGGCCAACAGUCAUAACCUCAUUGUGACAGUCAAACCAGCUAACCAGAGGAACAACGUGGUGCAUCGUGGGAGCAAAACCUCAAUGGGCAACUCUGGGUCUGUGGGCUCAGCUGGAUCGGCUGGCUCGGCUCUGUCACAUGACUCACCAAGCCCCGCCUCUCAGAGCAACCCCAUUACUGCAAGUAACAGCAUUGCCGAGGGCGACAGCGAUGACGACGACGAUGAUGGCGACCUCAUUCUGGAGAACGAAUGCCUGACACCCUACGACUCCCACCGGCUAACCAACAUCAACAACACUAACCUCAACAGAGACUCACCCAGCAACGGGCCACACAACACCUCCACCGUGGUUAGACCACUCCCACAGAGCGUCUCAUUGCCCAAUAGCGUCGGAGCAUCCCUGAGUGACAGCUCCGUGAUGAUGUCCAAUCACAACGGAAACCCCGCCCACACAUCCAGUAGCAGCCAGGAGACCAUGAGAGAGGACGGCAACAUUAUAACAUUGUAACCAUGACAAUGCUGACAGCUACACUGUCAGGACGAUGGAAUGUUACAACCACAGAGUGCUGUCACCAUGACAACUAUAGACGGCUGUGCUCCCAGCAGCAGCUUUUCCUUUUACAGGAUUUCUCUUAUAAAGUGGAUGGACCCCGCACAGAUACAGGACUGAGGCCUCGGCUAGGUUGUUAGCCUACGCUAGCCUUGGUGGAUCAUGGGUUUUGACAGUCGACAGGCAUAACAACAGUGACUUUUUAUAUGUCUGCCAGUCUGAGGUAAGGUAUAAAGCUGAAUGGUCAGGUUCAAAACAAUAACUUACAGUCACCCGAGGGACAUGAUUGAAAUGCCAUAAUGUAUUAAUUGAUCAACUAGACUUAUAGAGAGCAACAAGAUUGAGAAAUAAUUGUAAAUGCUUCUGUGAAAGCCAUAAGUCAGUCUGAUGUGAAAUCAUCUCUUAUCCAAAAUUGCUUGUGAAGUUUUACAAAAACUAAAAAAAACCUACAGUUGCACCGAUCAGAAGCAUCCAACACUAAUAACUUGUUUAUUACAAGACAAUAAACCUUUAGGGGUCUAUUUUCUUGGCAGCACAACAACCAGUACAAGCAGUACUCUGACGGCUAUUUUUUCUGACUUUAAAUUCCUCUUUGCCCACGUCUGCUCACUCUGCUGCCAAUCUGGGAAUUUCAUCAACAAGAGCAAAGUAAAUUCUUGCAGCAAUAAUGGAACGAUCUUACUACUUGCUUUUUUAAACCAGUAGAUUCAUUGAAAUUGAAAGUUUAUUGUGAUCAAAGCAACAACAUUAGGUAAUUAGUCUGCAUUGAUCUGCAAUUCUUCUUUCUUCUUUGUUGUUCACAGCUGCUUUUUACUAAGUUAAAAGUUUCUUCUUCAGGUUAUUAAAUUCCUGCAGACAUCACAUCUAAUUGGAGAAGUGAGUCAGUGGUGGAAGAAGUAUUCAGGCCUCUUAUUUAAGUAAAAGUACUAAUACCACACUGUGAAAUUACUCCACUACAAGUAAAAGUCCUGCAUUCAAAACUUACUGAAGUAAAAGUACAAAAGUAUCAGCAUCAAAAUGUACUUAAAGUAUCAAAAGUAAAGGUACUUGUUAUGCAGAAUAUUCCAAUAAUAUUAUUAGGUUAUUAUUAUUGAUUCAUUUAUGUAAGCAGUGUUUUACUGUUGUUAAGGUAGGGCUAAUUUUUACUACUUACUAUACUGUUAUGAGGUUUAAUUUAUAAAAAUGCUUAACCCUCCUGUUAUGUUCAUUUCUCAAGAACAGCAAUAAUGUCCAUGGGUCCAUUUGACCCAAAAAAAAUCCCAAUAAACAUUGUUUAUAUUUCAUUAAUAACUCCAUUACUAACCAUUUAGUGCAAUGGUGUUCUUAACCUCUCACAGAUCAUG
Messenger RNA from Centropristis striata (black sea bass), 2657 nucleotides. RefSeq names its product par-6 family cell polarity regulator alpha (gene pard6a). The record is from RefSeq and is a predicted model, not a curated record. Gene Ontology annotation, molecular function: protein kinase C binding. The coding region runs from base 40 to 1272 and encodes 410 amino acids. Gene Ontology annotation, biological process: establishment or maintenance of cell polarity; centrosome cycle; regulation of cellular localization. The transcript is spliced from 6 exons. Gene Ontology annotation, cellular component: apical plasma membrane; cell cortex; nucleus. NCBI's taxonomy places the organism in Eukaryota, Metazoa, Chordata, Actinopteri, Perciformes, Serranidae.